Galeopterus variegatus (Sunda flying lemur) is the source of this 713-nucleotide messenger RNA. It is a transcript of the gene POLR1H, whose product is annotated as zinc ribbon domain containing 1. Gene Ontology annotation, cellular component: RNA polymerase I complex. NCBI's taxonomy places the organism in Eukaryota, Metazoa, Chordata, Mammalia, Dermoptera, Cynocephalidae. Gene Ontology annotation, molecular function: nucleic acid binding; zinc ion binding; DNA-directed RNA polymerase activity. The coding region runs from base 122 to 502 and encodes 126 amino acids. The transcript is spliced from 5 exons. The record is from RefSeq and is a predicted model, not a curated record. Gene Ontology annotation, biological process: termination of RNA polymerase I transcription; DNA-templated transcription.
GCCUGCCUCUGGAAGGAUCCCUAGUAAAGUAUCCGAAGCUGGCUGGCAGUUCCGGAAGUAUUGGCUACUUGGUCGCAGAGUCAGGAGUCGUGCGUGGGAGGAGGGCUCAGCCUUCGACCGCAUGUCCUUUAUGGACCUCGCCAGCACCUCCUCCAGCUUUCAGUCGGACUUGGAUUUCUGUCCGGAUUGCGGCUCGGUCCUACCUCUUCCCGGGGCUCAGGAUACAGUCACCUGUACUCGCUGUGGCUUCUCCAUCAACGUGCGGGACUUCGAAGGGAAGAUUGUGAAGACCUCAGUGGUGUUCCACAAACUGGGGACACCUAUGCCUAUGUCGGUGGAGGAAGGGCCUGAGUUCCAGGGACCUUUGAUUGACAGGCGCUGCUCUCGAUGUGGUCAUGAGAGAAUGGCAUACCACACCAGACAGAUGCGUUCAGCCGAUGAAGGGCAAACUGUCUUCUACACCUGUACCAACUGCAAGUUCCAGGAGAAAGAGGACUCCUAAUCCUUUUUUCUGGGGCGACUCAAGAAUUCCUCCCUCCUCUUCUUGGAAAGUGAAGGAUAUUGUGUUCUUAGAUAUCUUGUCCAUCUCCUCUGGUUGCAAUGUUUUGCUCCCAGAGAAGAAUCAGAUAAUCAUGUGGGGAUUAUCAUUGUCCCCAGAGUACUCCUACCCCUGGUUGAGUUUCUUUAUUAAAGUUAUAUUUUUCUAUAAGACC